GCCAGCUACCAGGAGGGUUGGGUAAAGCGUCAUCGUGCGGGGCUUCAUCCCCGCGGUUUCGCGCCAGGACGGGUGGGGGAGUUCGGAUCUUCUAGCAAUCCCGGUCAGUCCGGCUGGCGUUGGCAAGAGAAAGCGUGGGAGUGCAAACUUGUAUGGCGCUGCGCACGGAGGUGUGGCAGCGCUCUUUGGAGGUGGCGAGGCCACCACGCGCACGCGCGCAGGGUCUCAUCGCGCACCCGGGGCAGAUCUCCGCCAUCUCGGUAGACUACCAAGGGCAGUAUGCAUUUACCUGUGGCGGGAACGACCUUACCGUGAACCAGUGGCGCAUCAACCCCCAGCCAGUGGCCAACGCCAACGUCGCUGGCGGCCAGGGCAUUGAGCCCUUCGUGAAGCUCCUGGACGGCGGGGAAGAGGGGGAGUUCUUCUCUGACAUGAAGGACUACUUCUACUAUUCACAGAUUAGGUCCCAGGACGAGAACACAACAAAGGCGCGCGUAUUGGAUGGGAUGAUCCCCGUGGAGGAGAUUCCCCACUUGAUGUGCGCCCUGGGGUACUUCCCAACACAGCUCGAGAUCAAAAAUAUGACGAACGAGGUGCGGUACUCCAAGUUCAGCGAGACGGGCGAAUACGUGGACCGCAUCGCAUUCGAGGCGCUUGUGAAGCUGUACGUGAACCAUCGCCCCGUGUUCGCCGUCGGGCCUGAUCAGAUUCAGCAGGCCUUCGAGGCCCUGAAGAGGCACGAGCCGGGGCCCCUCCCGCGCGAGCAGCUGCUCCAGCUGCUGUCUGGCCACGGCGAGAGGAUGCCCCUGGAGGAGCUGGCGCGGUGCUUGGACUCGCUGGUGGGGGACCCUUCUGGCGGCGCCGCCGAGGAGGAAGCGCAGUACCGCGUCCGCGACAUUUUGGAGGACGAGGUUGACGCCCUCGACUUCGCGCGGAAUGUCUUGGGCCUGGCGGACGGCGACCCAGAGGCCGGGGAGGCCGGCGGCGCGAUCGUCGAGGUUAUGGGCGACACCCAAGAAGCCUUGGGCGACUGGCAAGGCAGCCCGAACAUGUCGCCCGGCACCACCGCCUGAGGGGCCCGCGUACGCCUGUCCUCCCCAUUCGAGGCCUGCUUGCCUGCGCGCGCAUCCUAAGGAUUUGGCUUCUUGUGGCACCCGCCGUUCACCUCUUCGCCCUCAUUCUC
Prorocentrum cordatum is the source of this 1183-nucleotide messenger RNA. The record is from the annotation of a GenBank genome assembly. Lineage: Eukaryota; Dinophyceae; Prorocentrales; Prorocentraceae.